Molecule: messenger RNA, 4712 nt
Organism: Setaria italica (foxtail millet)
Lineage: Eukaryota; Viridiplantae; Streptophyta; Magnoliopsida; Poales; Poaceae
Product: ABC transporter B family member 21
Biological process (GO): transmembrane transport
Cellular component (GO): membrane
Molecular function (GO): ATP hydrolysis activity; ATP binding; ABC-type transporter activity
Source: RefSeq, a predicted model, not a curated record
CGUUUCAGCAGCGAGAAGCCUAGAGCACUAUGCAGUGCAACCAGUGGUUGAAGCACUGGUGCAUGGGCAGCUUCAUAAGCUCGCUCAUCUGCCACGGUAAGCGGCAUUAAUGCCAGGCCCCCCACCCUGUCUCCUCUGUCAGCCCACCGUCUUCGUCUUCAUCGAUCCACACCACACGUCCACACACGUACGGAACGGAACCCUCUCCUUCUUCCUUCCACUCCUUUCACUCGCUGCUGUCCGCUACUGCCCAUGGCAGUGUCCGGCGGCGGUGCUCCUUUAACGCUGUCUCCUUCCCCAGCCCGCUCCUUCCUUUCUUGAAGAAACCUUUAUUUCCCGGCCGGGGGCCAGGCCAUCGAAUCUGUGAAACCUUUCCUCCUCUGUCCUCUGUCUCGGCUCGCAGUUUAUUCUCCUUGCUAUGCCCCGUCCUUUGUUUUCUGAUCCUUCUGCUACCUCUCCAUCGGCAAUGUCUCUUCCCCAGGAGCUGGAUAGAUGCGUGCGGGUGAUUGUAGGCCUGUAGAAAGGAAGAUCCUUGAUUGAUCGAGCCAGGCGGCAUGUCGGAGUCCAGCAGGGCGUUCCAGCUCGACGCGCCGUCGUCGGCCGCCACAGCCGGAGACGGCCGCGGCGGGAAGGCUGGCCCCAGCGGCGCCGGCGGCAGCGUGCCGUUCUACCGGCUGUUCGCGUUCGCGGACGGCGCGGACGCGGCGCUCAUGUCCCUGGGCGCGCUCGGCGCGGUCGCCAACGGCGCCGCGCUCCCGCUCAUGACCGUCCUCUUCGGCCGCCUCAUCGACGCCUUCGGCGGCGCCGCCACAACCAGCGACGUCGUGCGCCGCGUCUCCGGGGUGUCGCUGCAGUUCGUCUACCUCGCCGUCGCCUCCGCCUCCGCCUCCUUCGUGCAGGUGGCGUGCUGGAUGAUCACCGGCGAGCGGCAGGCGGCGCGGAUACGGAGCCUCUACCUCCGGACCAUCCUGCGGCAGGAGGUCGCCUUCUUCGACCAGCACACCAACACCGGCGAGGUCGUCGGCCGGAUGUCCGGCGACACGGUGCUCAUCCAGGACGCCAUGGGCGAGAAGGUCGGCAAGUUCAUCCAGCUCCUCGUCACCUUCGCCGGCGGCUUCGCCGUCGCCUUCGCGCAGGGCUGGCUCCUCACGCUCGUCAUGCUCGCCACCAUCCCGCCGCUCGUGCUCGCCGGCGCCGUUAUGUCCGGCGUCGUCGCCAGAAUGGCCUCGCUCGGCCAGGCCGCCUACGCCGAGGCUGCUGCCGUCGUCGAGCAGACCGUCGGCUCAAUCAGAACAGUGGCGUCCUUCACUGGUGAGAAGCGGGCGGUGGAGAAGUACAACGAGUCGCUCAAGAGCGCGUACAGCUCCGGCGUCCGGGAGGGCCUCGCCGCCGGCAUCGGCAUGGCCAUCGUCAUGGUGCUCCUCUUCUGCGGCUACUCCCUGGGGAUUUGGUACGGCGCCAAGCUGAUCCUGGAGAAGGGAUACUCCGGCGCCCAGGUCAUGAAUGUCAUCUUCGCAGUGCUCACUGGCUCACUAGCUCUGGGUCAGGCAUCACCGAGCAUGAAAGCGUUUGCAGCUGGGCAGGCUGCAGCAUACAAGAUGUUUGAAACCAUCAACAGGGAGCCAGAGAUCGAUGCGUACAGCGCAACAGGUAGGAAGCUGGACGACAUUCAGGGGGACAUUGAGUUCAGAGAAGUUCAUUUUUCAUACCCAACAAGGCCUGACGAGCAGAUCUUCAGAGGUUUCUCCCUUGCCGUACAGAGUGGUACAACUGUCGCACUCGUUGGCCAGAGUGGUAGUGGCAAAUCGACAGUCAUCAGCUUGAUCGAGAGGUUCUACGACCCUCAGCUUGGUGAAGUUCUGAUAGAUGGUGUGGACCUCAAGGAGUUUCAGUUGAGGUGGAUCAGAAGUAAAAUCGGCCUCGUGAGUCAAGAGCCAGUCCUGUUUGCUGCUAGCAUAAGAGACAACAUAGCUUAUGGCAAGGACAAUGCGACGGAUGAGGAAAUCAGAGCUGCAGCUGAGCUUGCUAAUGCCUCCAAAUUCAUAGAUAAAAUGCCCCAGGGUUUAUCUACUUCAGUUGGUGAACAUGGAACACAACUUUCAGGUGGUCAGAAGCAAAGAAUUGCCAUUGCAAGAGCAAUUCUAAAAAAUCCAAGAAUCCUUCUUUUGGAUGAAGCAACAAGCGCUUUGGACACUGAAUCUGAAAGGAUUGUGCAGGAGGCUCUUGACAGGGUUAUGACAAACCGGACAACUGUGAUUGUUGCUCACCGUUUGAGUACCGUCAGGAAUGCCGAUACCAUUGCUGUCAUUCAUCGAGGAUCAGUAGUUGAAAAAGGUUCACACCAUGAGCUUGUAACGGAUCCAGAGGGAGCUUACAGCCAGCUGAUACGCCUACAAGAAGCAAGUCAUGCUUCCGAGGGAGCAAACUACCAGAACAAGUCAAGCACGAAGGAUGAUUCCUGGAUUUACGCAGGCAAACAGACGCCAACAAAUCAAUCAGCUACCAUAAGGUCACCUCAGAACAACAGCAGAAAUCACUCAUUGUCAGUAUCAUUCAGCGUACCUCUUGAAAUCAAUGUCCAGGACAGAUCAUCAAAGAAUGUAGAUGAAGAAAUUGAGCAGGAAGUGCCUCUCAGCCGCCUCGCAUCGCUUAACAAACCGGAAAUCCCAGUGCUUAUUCUUGGUUCUAUUGCUUCGGCUAUCAGUGGAGUAAUCUUCCCGAUCUUUGCGAUACUCCUAUCAAACGUGAUCAAAGCAUUCUAUGAGCCGCCACUUAUUCUGAGGAAGGAUGCCGAGUUUUGGUCAUCUAUGUUCUUGGUAUUUGGUGCAGUGUACUUCUUGUCACUUCCUCUUGGCUCAUACCUUUUCUCAGUGGCUGGGUGCAAGUUGAUCAGAAGGAUCAGAUUGAUGACUUUCCAAAAGGUGGUUAAUAUGGAGAUUGAAUGGUUUGAUUACCCAGAGAACUCAAGUGGAGCAAUUGGGGCAAGGCUAUCGGCGGAUGCUGCGAAAGUUCGGGGGCUUGUGGGUGAUGCACUUCAGCUGGCUGUGCAGAAUUCAGCAACUUUAAUUGCUGGUUUGGUAAUUGCUUUCAUAUCGAACUGGCAGCUAUCACUUAUCAUAUUGGCCUUGAUACCGCUAAUUGGCCUCAACGGAUGGAUCCAGAUGAAGUUUAUUCAGGGAUUCAGUGCAGAUGCAAAGUUGAUGUAUGAGGAGGCAAGCCAAGUAGCAAAUGACGCGGUGAGCAGCAUAAGGACAGUGGUCUCAUUUUCAGCUGAAGAAAAGGUGAUGGAUUUGUACAAGAAAAAAUGCGAAGGAGUCUUAAGAGCAGGGAUCAGGACAGGAAUAAUAAAUGGUAUUGGUUUUGGGGUAUCCAUCUUCUUGCAGUCUGGAGUGUAUGCAGCCAGCUUCUAUGCUGGCGCGCGGCUUGUUGAGGAUGGGAAAACAACUUUACCCAAAGUUUCAUGGUAGUAUCAUGUAUUUCUUGCUCUAAGUAUGGCAGCAAUUGGGGUGUCGCACACAAGUACCCUCACAUCAGAUUCUUCCAAAGCAAAAUCAGCCGUAUCCUCUAUAUUUACCAUCAUGGACCGAAAAUCAAGGAUAGAUCCAGGUGACGACGCCGGGGUAACCCUAGAGCCGCUAAGUGGUGUCAUCGAAUUUCAGCAUGUGAGAUUCAGAUAUCCUACACGGCCCGAUGUUCAGAUUUUCCAAGACCUGUGCCUGACAAUUCAAUCUGGAAAGACUGUUGCGCUUGUUGGAGAGAGUGGUAGUGGCAAAUCGACGGCGAUAGCAUUGCUGCAGAGAUUCUAUGAUCCUGAUGCAGGCCAUAUACUCCUGGAUGGAGUGGACAUACAGAAGUUCCAGCUGAGGUGGCUGAGGCAACAGAUGGGACUGGUGAGUCAAGAACCAUCUCUGUUCAAUGACACGAUCCGGGCAAACAUCGCCUACGGAAAGGACGGGCAAGCGACAGAAUCAGAUGUUGUGGCUGCUGCACAACUGGCAAAUGCUCACAAGUUCAUCAGUUCAUUGCAUCAGGGAUAUGACACAAUGGUUGGGGAGCGUGGGGCUCAACUAUCCGGAGGGCAGAAGCAGCGUGUGGCCAUCGCUCGUGCCAUCGUGAAGGACCCCAAGAUCCUCCUCCUCGAUGAAGCGACGAGCGCGCUCGACGCGGAAUCCGAACGGGUAGUGCAGGACGCUCUGGACAGGGUGAUGGUGAACAGAACAACAGUCAUCGUGGCGCACCGCCUGUCAACAAUACAGAGUGCAGACGUGAUCGCGGUGGUGAAGAACGGUAUGAUCAUCGAGAAGGGAAGGCACGAUACCUUGAUCAACGUCGAGGGCGGGGCGUACGCGUCCCUCGUCGCGUUGCAUUCAGCAGCACCGUCGUAGCCACAUUCAGUUCAGAGGUGAUACUGAAUCUGAGAUAGGCGAGCAGGACCGGCAGCUUAACAAAAGUUCAGGCGCCGGUUCUUGUUGUCGUUGUCCAGGUCCUGAUGAAAUAGAUGCAAAGGCAGACAUAUAUGUUAAGAUGACUCCCGCAUAGCUAAGAAGGAAAGAAGAUUACAGGAAUAAUAGUGUCAAAAUGUAAAUGCAGCAACCAUGCUGUGCCCAAGUUACUGAUAUGAAUACAGAUGUUCAGUGUAACAUGUACUGAAUGUAGAUCAUACUCCUAGCUAGCAUACUCUAAUAACAAAGAAGCAGAUGACGAUUGUGAUA